Molecule: messenger RNA, 3062 nt
Organism: Labrus mixtus (cuckoo wrasse)
Lineage: Eukaryota; Metazoa; Chordata; Actinopteri; Labriformes; Labridae
Gene: csnk1g2b
Product: casein kinase 1, gamma 2b
Exons: 11
Coding region: 581-1930 (449 amino acids)
Biological process (GO): peptidyl-serine phosphorylation; positive regulation of canonical Wnt signaling pathway; signal transduction
Cellular component (GO): nucleus; cytoplasm; plasma membrane
Molecular function (GO): protein serine/threonine kinase activity; ATP binding
Source: RefSeq, a predicted model, not a curated record
GAUUUUUGUCUAUUUUGAUUUUGCAGAUCUCCAGCGGACAUCAAACCCACCCUUUUCUUGUAGUUGUAUUCUCUCUACUCUGGAUUGCCUCAUCUGCUGUGGUCCUGAAACAUGGAGAGAAUCCACUGUGUCACUGAAGGCUGACCAGAAGGAAUGAGGCACUCCAGGAGAUGUUCCCAAGUGGCCUUGUGGAUGCAGUAGCUACGCUUCAUAGUGCGUUUUUAUGACUAGUAUUGUAUGUGUGUCUGUGGGCACAUCCUAGCACAACCUGCCUAUUCCUCAGGCAGGGGUAUGCUACUCUGAGACUGGAACCGGAGAAACACCCAAGAAAGGAGGCCUUUCUCUGCUAAACCAGGAACAUAAAGCAAAAUCUGAAGUACCCAGCAGAAGAGCUGUCUGAUCAACAUUCGGGACACUCAUUUAAGUGUCUUCUGAACCAUUUUAACAGCAGCACCUCUCCUCUGUCUUGUGAGAUUUGACCCACCCCCCUCCUUAAAGCCUCCUCGGUCGCUGCUAUUGGAGUUUCUAUGGUUUGCAUGGCUGGAGAAUAACCGUGGAGAGGCCAGGGUAUCACAAGCUUAUGGAUUUUGACAAGAGAGGGGGCAAGGGAGAGACAGAGGAAGGGAAAAAGAUGUCUAAGACAGCAGGCAGCAGGACUGGACAUGGGGGCCGGAGUUCAGGGACCAAUUCUGGAGUUCUUAUGGUUGGCCCAAACUUCCGUGUGGGUAAAAAAAUCGGCUGCGGGAACUUUGGAGAGCUCCGGUUGGGGAAAAAUCUCUAUACUAACGAAUACGUGGCCAUCAAAUUGGAACCUAUAAAGUCCAGGGCGCCACAGCUCCAUUUGGAAUAUAGAUUUUACAAACAGUUGGGAAAUUCAGAGGGAAUCCCUCAGGUGUACUACUUUGGUCCUUGCGGGAAAUACAAUGCCAUGGUUCUGGAGCUGCUCGGGCCUAGUCUAGAGGACCUGUUUGACCUCUGUGACCGCACCUUCUCCCUCAAGACCGUCCUCAUGAUAGCCAUACAGCUGAUAACACGGAUGGAGUACGUCCACACCAAAAGUCUGAUAUACAGAGAUGUGAAGCCAGAAAACUUCCUGGUCGGGCGACCAGGGAGCAAGAGGCAGCACACCAUCCACAUCAUUGACUUUGGUCUGGCCAAAGAGUACAUAGACCCCGAGACCAAAAAACAUAUCCCCUACCGGGAGCACAAGAGUCUGACUGGGACAGCACGCUACAUGAGCAUCAACACACACUUGGGAAAAGAGCAAAGCAGAAGGGAUGAUUUGGAGGCGCUGGGUCACAUGUUCAUGUACUUCCUCCGAGGCAGCCUCCCCUGGCAAGGCCUAAAGGCGGACACUUUGAAGGAGAGGUAUCAGAAAAUUGGGGACACCAAACGGGCCACACCCAUUGAAGUGCUUUGUGAAAGCUUCCCUGAAGAGAUGGCCACCUACCUGCGCUAUGUAAGGAGGCUGGACUUCUUUGAGAAGCCCGACUAUGACUACUUGAGGAAGCUCUUCACCGAUCUGUUUGACAGGAACGGCUAUGUCUUUGACUAUGAAUACGACUGGGUCGGCAAAUCACUUCCCACACCUAUAGGCCCCAUCCCCAGUGACACACCCCUGCAGCCCAGCAGCAGAGACAAAGCACAACAGCAGACCAAAAACCAGUCGCCUGAGCCCAAAGGAAGUGAGUCUCAGCCCACUCCAGUGACCAAUAAGGAGACUCUGGGGUCGCACCUCACAGCUGAGAGGCUGGGGGGCUCUGUUCAGGUGAUGAGUUCAACAAAUGGCGAGCUGAACACUGAUGAUCCUACAGCCGGACACUCCAACGCUCCCAUCACAGCACCCACCGAGGUUGAAGUGGCUGACGAAACCAAGUGCUGUUGUUUCUUCAAGAGAAGAAAGAGGAAAGCCUUGCAACGACACAAGUGAAAGAAGAGAACGGAGAGAACUUGAAACAUUGUGGUCACUGUCAAGUUUUAAAUGGAAGCAACUACACAGACCCCAAUCCCUGUUCCUUAUCUCUUUCCAGCUCCCCACCCCCCCCUCACCUCUUUAUCCCUCUCACCUCAUUUCUCCCUGUCACUCUGUACCCCUCCUCCCUUCGCGCUCUCUCUUUCUUGUUCUCAGAGCUCCCCGGCUUCUGGCGAGCUAAAGGAAUGUUGCAGUCCUACUGACUCCACAACAGACUCUUGAUUCCUUUAUCGACGAAAUAUACGUACCUGCAUUACAACGGGGGGCUUGAGACAAAGUAAAAAAAGCUGUAACAAUGAAACUCGAAUCUGUGGCGUGAAUAUGAAAAAAGAUGCUGUUUGAAACAGUUGUUGUAUUGAUUUAGAUUCCAUAAAGAUUGCAUAUUGUUCCAACAGUCAGCUGUUGAUCAGGGGGAACCACAAGUGGUUUGAGUGAAAGAAAACUGCUCAUUAGGAAAUUGUUUUAUUUUUUUUCUUUCUUUCUUCCUUUGGUGUGUGUUUUGGGAUCAAGGUGAAGAGGAAAAGGUGAAGUAUGCCGAUGAUAAAUCUGAGAGACACAGGAAGCAUUUCAUCUAUAAAACAGAAUUGGAGGACUUUUAUGUUUUAUUUUCUUCUUCUUUUGUAAUGGAAUCCUCAGUUUUCAAAGUUGAAUCCCUGCAUUGAAAACUUAUUUUUAUGUUGUAGUGUUCUGGAGCUUGAUUCUUUUCCUCACUCUGGCUUUGUUUUUGUCUGUCGACGUGGACUUUGUAGCACAGUCACUGGCCUCAGGUACUGUGGACGAUUGAGAGAAACAGAUAUCAAAUUCUCUUAUUGUUAUUGCACUUUUGGAAACAAAAAAAAAAAAAGAGAAAAAUAUGACAGUGGAAAAAAAAAAACUUUAGGUUUGAAAUUAACAAUUAAGAAAACAACUAAAUAAAGACUGAUCUAGGAAGAGUCCUUCAUAACGCUUAUAUCUGAAUUAUGGCCGCAAAAUGUUGUCGAUUUACAUGAAGAAAAAAAGAUAUGUCUUUCAAUUUUUAUUUCUUACAUCAAAAAUAAUUUACCAGGAAAUCAUAGUUUGUGCCUUUCUAAGUAAAAUGUUUAAAGCUCAA